GGAUAGUGCGAGAAAAUGGAAGGGCUCGCGUGAACGGUGCUCGACGCGUUGCCCGGUUAAUCAAUGCCCAUUGGGAGAAAGUGGCAGGUGCAGAUGAAAAGUCGAAGCGCUUAGAGGAGAAGAAGAUGCAAGCGCUUGUGAGGUCCACUUUGAGAGCAGUCCAAGCCCAUUGGAAGGAUGCCGUUAAAUAUGUAAAACAAAUGAAACUAGCUCAAGAGAAAGAAGAGCAAGCCCGGAGGGGAAGGAGCAUUUGGACGCGAUCAUUGAGCAUUCUGCGAAAGCAUUGAAGGCUCAAAGGAAUAUGGAUAUUUCUGGUUUGCGCAAUUCAGCAGACAUCGAAGAAUCCCAACACGAGAGCGACACCUCUUUAGAAGAGGAUGCUUUAGCAGAGGAUGGCGAAGAUGAAGAGGAUGGGGAUGACGAAGAUGACGUGGAUGGUGAUGAUCUGGAUGGUAUCGACGAUAUCGACGAUAUCGAUGAUAUCGAUGAUGAUAGUCAAGUCAGUCGCGAUGGUGGUCAAGAUCUCGAAGAUGAAUUGGUUAUGGUCGAGGGGGGAUCCACUCCCAAUUGGGAUGUGGAAACGCGAUCCGAAGCCGAGAUGGAAGAUAUCAACUUGCUUGAUCGUACUUCGCCUCGGACCGAAACUCACCUGCAUGCUCUUGACAGCCGGGACUCUUCACUUCCCCCUACAAGUUUUGAAGAUGGCCGUUCUCUCAGCUCAGAAGCCGAGCCUCCGUCGCUGUCUAGGCGUGUCUCCUUUGCUGAUCAGGUGUUUAGCACAGAGAAAAUCUAUUCCCCUCCAGUUUCCGGAGCAGAAGGGAGCCGGAAUGGCCACAUACGUGAUGAUGAGGAUUGCCUAAAUGAUAAUUUCAAAGAUAAUUCGGAUGUUGAAUCGACACCACCGGUUGAAAUCACAUCCUCGCCGGGCCCACGCCUAAACGGAACGGCGACUAGCUGUAGGUUGCUUCCAUCUGCUGGUGCUGGGGACGACGAUUUCCUUGGGGACUCCAAAGGUGAUCCUGAGGAUUUGGAGUUGGCAGCCCAAAUGGAAGCAGAGGGAAGUGACUCAGAUGAUGGCGAAUUGAAUGCGCUGGAACACGAUGCCGAACUGCCUUUGGAGGAACUCCUCGCGCAAUAUGGCUAUGUCCCAAAUGCCGAGAACAUCGAAGACGAAAUCUCGGUAGCUGGUGACGAGAUGGAUGUGGAUGCCACACCGAUCAAUGGCAAUCACGGUGGAGAUGGUAUGGACAUGUCUGAGCAUGAUGAGUCUCGGGACUAUCAAUCGGAUGUGGUCGAGGAUGGGAAGCGGCCCUUGUCCCCUGUUCCCCAUGCUUCGCCCGCUGCUAUUGAGGAUGACGACGCAAAUAGGUCUUCCGAUCCGUUGCCAAUGGUUAAUGGUGAGAAGGAUAUGUCCGCAGCCGCCCCCAGCCGUCCGACUCCUCAACUUUCUGAUGAGGCGGAACCUGAUAGUGAUCGCGAGUCAUCCGUUGAAGAUAUUCCAUCCCUCUCUCAGCUCGUGAGCCGCAAUGCAUCUGAUGAAACCCUCAAAGCACCCUUCCUUUUGCGUGGAAAACUCCGUCCUUAUCAGCAUGCAGGGCUUGAAUGGCUAGUCACUCUUUAUCGCAAUGGUGAUAACGGCAUUCUAGCGGACGAGAUGGGUCUAGGGAAAACCAUUCAAACUAUCGCUCUAUUAGGUUGGCUGGCGUGCGAAAGAGGCAUUUGGGGUCCCCAUUUGAUAAUAGUGCCCACCAGUGUCUUGAAGAACUGGGAAAUGGAAUUUAAGAAGUUUCUUCCCGGGUUCAAAAUUCUGUCGUACUACGGAACAACCAAGGAACGAAAAGAAAGGAGGCAUGGAUGGAAGGCCCAGCAUGCCUUCAAUGUCUGCAUCACAUCCUACCAACUCAUUCUUGCUGAUCAGCACAUCUUCCGGCGUAUGCCUUGGGUUUACAUGAUUCUUGAUGAGGCCCACAACAUCAAGAACUUUAAAUCUCAACGCUGGCAGGAUCUCUUUACGUUUCGUUCGGAACGGCGAUUGCUGUUGACUGGCACCCCGCUACAGAACAAUUUAAUGGAACUUUGGGCACUCAUGCAUUUCUUGAACCCGAUCGAGACCGUCGGUUAUCGUUCUGACUUCGCUGACUGGUUUUCUAAGCCAAUGGAUCGAGCUCUUGAAGAGGGGAGUGCGAUGGAUAUCGAAAACCAAGAACGUGUCAAUAAGCUUCACACAAUGCUCCGGCCAUAUCUCCUACGUCGAAUGAAGGUUGAUGUUGAAAAGGAACUUCCGGCAAAGUACGAGCAUGUGAUGUACUGCAAACUCUCCAAGCGACAGCGAUAUUUGUAUGACGAGUUCAUGUCGCGGGCGGAAACGAAAGAGGUACUGGCGUCGGGUAAUUUCUUAAGCGUUGUAAAUUGUCUCAUGCAACUGCGCAAAGUUUGCAAUCAUCCUGAUUUAUUUGAAGUUCGACCUAUUGUUACCUCCUUUGCCAUGACGAAGUCCGCCAUCGCAGAUUUCGAGAUAAAAGAGUUGCUUGUUCGGAGGAGGCUCCUUACAACAGAUCUUCUCGACAGCAGACAUUCAGUUCUCCAUUACCUCACUUCCUACGAGGACACAUCCGUUGUCGCCUACCUGUCACGUCGAAUGCUCGACGCAACAUUUCAUUUACCGUACCAAGGGGAACAACUAGGAGACCCUCCCCCUGUUGAUCUUCGGACCAUUGAAGGAUAUCGCCGCUCUCACCAGUACUAUGAAAAUGAAUCUAAGCGCCUCAGAUGGAAGCAUAUUGCCUACAUUAAUAGAGUCCGUUGCUCUGCGCGUCCGGUGUAUGGUCGAGAGAAACUGGAUUGCGUACAGGCCAUGCUUCGUCCCAUCGUGCCUUUUGACAGUUCGUGGGAAGUAUCCCGCCAAACUUGGGAUCGCCCUACUUUGGUCCCAAGCAUGGUGAAGUCCCACGUGCAGCGUGCAGAGGCGAUGCGGCCAAUUAUUGACCGCUUUGCAUGCACAACCCCUCCAGUGGUGGUUCAGGACCUACCUUCAAUCGCAUUACGACGUGUGGAGAAACAGGUGUCAGCCUUGCGAUCUGGCUUGGAAUUUGAUACAUUACAUUUUGCCGCGGUGAAGCUCCAAAUUGCGUUCCCAGAUCCAUCUCUCCUCCAGUACGAUUGCGGAAAGCUGCAGGAGUUGGAUAUCUUAUUGAAAGAGAGGAAGAAAGGUGGUCAUAGAGUGCUCAUCUUCACACAGAUGACGCGGGUUCUGGAUAUCUUAGAGAUCUUCCUUAGUUUUCAUGGAUAUCGUUAUCUUCGACUAGAUGGUUCAACGAAGAUUGAAGAUAGACAGAGGAUCACACAACGGUUUAACGUGGACACGCGCAUCCUGGCGUUCAUUUCGUCUUCCCGCUCAGGAGGCGUUGGUAUUAACCUGACAGGGGCAGACACUGUUAUAUUUUAUGAUUCGGAUUAUAAUCCAUCUAUGGACCGCCAAUGCGAGGAUCGUGCUCACCGCAUUGGUCAAGUCCGGGACGUUCACAUCUAUCGUUUCAUCUCAAAACAUACAGUUGAAGAAAGCAUGUUGCGAAAAGCCGAUCAAAAGCGAUCAUUAGAUGACAUGGUCAUUCGUCAAGGCGACUUCGACUGGCGGAAAGUCAUGGUUUCCGAUAUGCAGAUGGUGCAAGCUCUGGAGCAGGUCGAAGAAGCCGAAGAUGCUCAGGCCGCGCGGAAUGCUGCGGCAGAAAUGAGCCUGGACACCGUAGGCGAACAGCGAGACUUUGGGGAAACCGAUGGCACCAGACCAUCUCUGAAUGAGGCUGGCGAUGAGGCCGAUCAAGACGAGGGAGUUGAGGAUGAGCUUGAGGGUCUUUCUGGGGUGGAGAGAUACAUGAUUCGCUUCGUUGAACGCGAUUGGGCAUUCUUUUCAGAGUGGAGGGUGAAAUAAACUUUACUUGAAUAACUCGGAUUGUAGUUGCAUUCUUGUUACAUUAUUGUGCUCAUAAUAUCUUGAUUCAAUUUCGCAAACGGCCAUGAAACAUUUGCUCUGAGUACGAGUCUGUUAAAGGCAGAAAGGGUUAUGAAUGAAGCCAUUUCGUAGGAAGGGCACCAUUCUGUGGGCUCAAAAGUGUCGCAAUAUUACUGCCAUUG
Molecule: messenger RNA, 4131 nt
Organism: Cantharellus anzutake
Lineage: Eukaryota; Fungi; Basidiomycota; Agaricomycetes; Cantharellales; Hydnaceae
Product: SNF2 family N-terminal domain-containing protein
Exons: 9
Coding region: 302-3928 (1208 amino acids)
Cellular component (GO): Swr1 complex
Molecular function (GO): ATP binding; ATP-dependent chromatin remodeler activity; ATP hydrolysis activity
Source: RefSeq, a predicted model, not a curated record